Fukomys damarensis (Damara mole-rat) is the source of this 5859-nucleotide messenger RNA. It is a transcript of the gene Gpr179, whose product is annotated as G protein-coupled receptor 179. Gene Ontology annotation, biological process: G protein-coupled receptor signaling pathway. NCBI's taxonomy places the organism in Eukaryota, Metazoa, Chordata, Mammalia, Rodentia, Bathyergidae. Gene Ontology annotation, molecular function: G protein-coupled receptor activity. Gene Ontology annotation, cellular component: membrane. The record is from RefSeq and is a predicted model, not a curated record.
AUGCGCACCAGGGCCAUGAUCCGGCCCUCUGGCGUGUGGGUGCUACUGGGCUGCUGGCUCCUCUGUGGCUGGGCUCUGGGGGGCCCGAGGCCUCUCCACUCUCUGCCCCUGCUCCCUGGACCGGUGUCCACGUGGAUGCCCCCGCAGGGGAUCAGGGCAGCCCUGGCUUUUCUCUACUCCGGAGAUGCCCAGCAGCUGCUGAGGGCUAACUGCAGUCAGCGCUAUGAGGUUCCUGGCGUAGAAGCCAGGCCGGGACGCCCCCCAGUCCUACAGAGGGCAGCAGGGGCCCUGGCCCAGGCAGCCAAUCUUCUCAACGUGCUGCUGCAGGCCAACGACAUCCGAGAGGCCAGCGUGGAGGAGGACGCGGAGUGGUACCAGGCCCUGGUCCGCAGUGUGGCUGAGGGAGACCCCAGGGCCCGCCGGGUUCGGCUGACCUUUAACUCUCCACCAGGAGCCAGCAGCCCCCCGCUGGCCCUGCAGGCCACCCGCAUGGGGGCAGAGACGCUCCUGCAGCAGCUGGCCGGGAGCAGGGUGGGGGAGGCCAGCGCAGCCGAGGGCCCUGACGCUGCUGCCCUGCACAGGCGGGUGCUGACCAACGACCUGCGGAGCCUCGGCAGCCCCAAGUGGCCCCGGGGAGACGCGUACAUGGGAGACAUGCAGCAGGUGAGGCUGUCCCCUCCCUUCCUGGAUUGCCAGGAGGGGCAGCUCCGUCCUGGCUGGCUGGUCACACUCUCUGCCACCUUCUACGGACUCACACCAGACCUCAGCCCGGAGGUCAGGGGCCAGGUGCAGAUGGACGUGGACCUCCAGAGUGUGGAUAUCAAUCAGUGUGCCAACGGCCCAGGCUGGUUUUCUGACACACACCUGUGUGACCUCAACAGCACCCAGUGUGUUCCCCUGGAGGGUCGGGGUUUUGUCCUCGGCCACUACCUCUGUCGCUGCCGACCUGGAUUCUUCGGGGCCAGUGGCUCUGGGGGACCAGAGCAGGUUGCCUGGCAGACCCCCGGGCAAUUCAGGUCCCCGCAGGGCAAUGCAGGGCGGCUGCUGCAGUGUCAGCCGUGUCCCGAGGGCUGCACCAGCUGCAGGGAUGCUACGCCGUGCCUGGUGCAGGAGGCCCUGGUGCUGCGGGCCGUGGUGCUGGCCUGCCAGGCCUGCUGCAUGUUGGCCGUCUUCCUGAGCAUGCUGGUCUCCCACCGCUGCCGCCGGAACAAGAGGAUCCGGGUGUCUGGAGUGGUCCUGCUGGAAGCCAUCCUCUUCGGGUCCCUGCUUCUCUACUUCUCUGUCUUCAUCCUGUGCUUCAAGCCCAGCGUCUUCCGCUGCAUCGCUCUCCGCUGGGUCCGGCUGCUGGGUUUUGCCAUGGUCUACGGCACCAUAAUCCUCAAGCUUUACAGAGUGCUCGGGCUGUUCCUGUCCCGCGCGGCCCAGCGCGUGACCUCUGGGGUCCCCUUGGGCGGGUUGCCCUGCCCUGCACCCAGAGCCCUUGCGGGGCACAGGGCAGCAGGACGUGAGGUGCCCCGUCCCCCAGUGGAGGUGCUGCUGCUGUGCUGGGGCAACUUCCUGAGCUCCACCACCCGCGUGGUGCCCUCCGCCUUCCACGAGCCACGCUACUUGGGCCUCGCCCUGCGCAACGAGCUGCUGCUGUCCACCGCCUUCCAUUUGGCCAGGUUCAUGCUGGUCCCCUCCCUGCACCCGGACUGGACCCUCCUCCUCUUCUUCUUCCACACCCACAGCACAGUCACCACGACGCUAGCUCUGAUCUUUGUCCCUAAGCUCCAGAAGCCGGGGUUGCCGCCCCACGAGGAGAUCUUGGAGGAGGUGGACGAGGAUGAGCUGGACCUGCAGCGCUCGGGCUCCUACCUGGACAGCAGCAUCGCCUCGGCCUGGAGCGGGCGCAGCCUGGACCCUGGCGACAUUCGGGACGAGCUGAAGAAGCUGUAUGCCCAGCUAGAGGUCCGCAAGACCAAGGAGAUGGCUGCGAACAACCCGCACCUACCCAGGAAGCGGGGCAGCUCCCGCCAGAGGCUGGGCCGCUCCUUCAUGAGGUACCUGGUGGAGUUCCCCGAGGCCCUGGCCAGGCAGCACUCCCGGGACCCCGGCUGCCCAGGCCACAGCAACUUGCCUGGCUCCUCCUGCCAUAGGCUGCUCAGCUCCAGCCACCAGGACGCCCCCGACGGAGCCCUGCACCAGUCCCGCCGUGCCUACGACCAGCACCACAGGGAGCAGGAGCUGCCCCUCCUGGGCUCCAUGCUGCGAAGGACCCUGUCCAGGAAAGCCUCGAGGCCGGAGGGCUGGGAGCCCACCCCAGGGCUGCCCACCCUGGGUUUCCGCUCUGCCAGCGCCCACAACCUGACGGUGGGCGAGCGGCUGCCCCAGGCCUGGCCCGGCUUCCUGCACAAGUCACUGAGUGUCAUGGCGAGCAGCAGGGAGAAGGCCCUUCUGGUGGCCAGCCAGGCCUACCUGGAGGAGACUUACUGGCAGGUGAAGGAGAGACAGGAGCGACAGAGGGCGGAGGUGGCCACAGCCAGCCCGCUGCACAGGCCAUCGGCCAGGAGGCUGGGGCGGGCCUGGGGUGCCCCCCUGUCCGCUCCACCGUCCCCUGCCAAGGGCAGCAGUGUGGACAUCUCUCCGGCCUCUGGGAGGCUCCAGGACGGUGGCAGGAGGCUGCCCCACCCACCAGUCCGUCACCAGGUGUCCUCACCCAUCCUGGCCCUGUCUGGGGCCUGCCUGGCAGAGCCACACAGGCUGUCUCCCAGCUCUACCUUGGCCCCAACGCCCACCUAUGCCCCGGCACCGGUCCCAGCACCCUCCCAAAGCCCCAGCUUACUCACCUACAUUUGCCCCUGGGAGAAUGCAGAGCUGCCAGUCAAGAAAGAAACUGUGGCCCAGGAAGGCAUCCUGAGCAGACACUCACCUUCCCCGGCUCGAGCCAAGCUCUGGAGGGCCCUCUCCAUGGCGGUGGAGAAGAGGGUGGCCGGGGACAGUGAGGUGGACACCAAGGACAGGCGGCCGGAGCGGGGAGCGGAUGAUGGGGCUGAGGACCAGCCCGAGACAUUCUCAAAAUCCCACAGCCUCAAGACACCUGCGCAGCAGGGCUCCGUGCGCAGCCUGGGCCUGGCCAUCAAAGCGCUGACGCGGUCCCGCAGCACAUACAGGGAGACGGAGAAGGGCAGGGCUUCAGGAGCAGCUGUGGCUGGGGGCCCCCGGUCUCCCAGGCUGGGCCGGCCCAAGGCAGUGGUCAAGCAGGUGGCCCUGGAGCUCUGCGAGGAUGAGGAAUCGCUGCAGAACCAGCAGAACACUCACACUAGCAGGAUGCUCCAGGGCUGUCACCAGGAGCAGGGAAGGGAGCAAGAGGCCAGAGGCCUGAGGCUCUCCCAGGGCCCAGGCGAGCGCAGAGUGCAGAGGGCAGGGAAAACAGGGCUUGGGGGCAGAAGCACCGAGCAAGCCAAGGAAGCCCCAGUAAGGCAGCAGGAACCUCCCGAAAGUGGCCUGCUGCUGGGCAGUGCUGACCAUGGGGUGGCGUCAGACACGGGUGGGCGGGACAGCAACAAGGCCGAAAUCUGCCCCUGGGAGGUGGGCAAAGGGCGCCAGGGGACAAGUGCCCCAGGAGAGAGGGUACUCCCCUGGGAAGGGUGGAGGGCCCCCAAGAAAGCAGCCUCCUGGAGGGAACAGGAGCGGGGCGGAGGCCUGGAGUCUCUGUGUCCCUGGGAGAGCACAGACUUCCGGGGCCCCUCCGAGGCCCCCCUCCAGGCCUCGGGCAGCAGCACUGCCGAGGUGUGUCCGUGGGAGGCAGCAGAGGUCUGUCCCUGGGAGAGUGUGGACCCCGGCAGCUCACCCCCACCACCAGGUCCCCAAGACCCAGCGAGACACCCAGAGAGGCUGGGCACUGCAAGAAGCAGGGCUGCUAAGGUCUGUCCAUGGGAUGUGGAGGACGCCCUGACAGACGAGAAGGCACGGAUCUGUCCCUGGGAGGUGGGCGCCAGAGCAGGGCAGGAAAGGGCUCGGGGAGCUGAGGCCAUGAGGUCUUGUGCAGGUUCUGGGCCCGGAGAGACACAGUCGCCAGGGAGGCCGCCUGUGUGGGGGGAGGCGGCCUGUCCCCGGGAGACCUCGGGUCCGAGGGACUCCCGUCAGCGUGAGGACACCGAUGGGCCAAGCGUGGGACACCAGGACCAGGGCCUCCUAGGCUGCGGGCCAGCUGAUGUGUGUCCCUGGGAAGUGCAGGAGGCACCCGGCAGCGACAAAGCCAAGAUCUGUCCCUGGGAGGAGAAUGAAGGAGCUACUGGGAAGGGGCUCACGCAAGAGACGGGGAGCCGGGAAACUCCAGAAAAGGGGCGCUUUCACUCGCCAGGAGGUGGCGUGGCAAAACAGGAGGCCAAACUCCACCAAGAGCAGGAAGCUGUUUGUCCUCCAGGUGACCAGGACUCGAGGGCAUGGUCUGCUCCAGUCCCCAAGGCCUCAGACUUGGAAGUGAGGGUGGAAGGGACAGAGAAGGCGGAACAAACAAGACCCAAAGGCAGGCUCCUGCCCAAACAAGAGAGCCAGGGAACAGCUCCGGCUUCAAAAGCAGAAUCUGUGACUGAGGAUGGGGCAAGGACAAGCAAAGCACGACCGUCUAUCUGUGCAGGGGCCAGUGUGGCGCCACAGGGCUCUCUGUUCCACCCAGACAGCCGGCGCCCCGACCGACUGGAAGCCAACUCCCAGGCCCUGGGCAGUGGCAGGGGCAGCGUUGGCCCGGAUGUGUGUGAAGCUCCCAGCAGUGCCGAGGCUGAGAUCUGGCCCAGGGAGGCCAUGGAGAAAGUCCUUGAGAAAGGAGCAUCGAGUCAGGACAGAAAGGGAGACUCCCAAGAUGGAACAGGAAGAGCCCGGGGAAGACCAGCGCCCCAGCGGGUUCAGGAAACACCCGAGAUGGCAGACCGCAGGAAGCUGGAGGCCAUGCGUUCCGGGGACAGUGGAGACGGUGGCGGUCCUUCUGAAGGACGCAGAGGCAAAGCCGGGGCUGCAGGCCAGGUGGGGCUGGGGGCGGCAGAGGUGUUCUUGGGAGCCGGGGGAGGAGCAGGGGAAGGGACGCCAGCCCAAGGGGUGGCGGGAGGGUCCCAAGGGCAUGGAGAGGAGUUUCUCCUGAAGGCAGGAUCUGCGGGGGCUGAAGGAGACUUUGCAACAGCAGCGGUGACACAAGGCAGCGGGGGCACCAGAGCAGCAGAGCUCUGUCAGUGGGAAGUCACAGACCGAGGGAAUAAAGUGAGGGGCACUGUGGUGGACAUCCGUCCCUGGGCGGACACGGGAGCCCCACCCCAGGAACCCAGCCUCCAGGCUUUAAUAGUGGUUCAGACAGAGAAGGUCCCCAAGGCCCCAAGAAGUCACUAUGACUCUCAGCUUCACUCCAGAAGGCAAGAGCUCCCACCCCGAGGGGACCAAGAGGAGCAAGGCUGUUGGUCCUGCCGGUGCCCGGGAAGGAAUCAGGCAUUGGGAGGACCUUCGGGGCUCCGGCCAAGGACCACUGUCGCCCCGGAGCUCAGUGUCCAGGAAGCAGAGGCUCCGAAGUCUGUCUCCUUUGCUGAGGACCAUGGACAAGUGACUCUGGAAGCUCAGGACGAAGAUCUCGGAAAGCACAGGCCGGACCCUCUGCCUCCAAGGGCGCUGCCUCCCACCCUUCCAGAGUGCGAGGAGCCCCCAGUCUUCUCUGAGGUCUACGAAAGCAGUGCUGCGGAGAAGCAGCUGGACCACACCGGGGCCGUGGGCCACAGCAGGCUUCAGUCUCCACCCCUAGCUCAGCAAGAAGCCACCUACUCCAAGUGGAAAGAAAAACUGAGGAAAACGAAGGACUCAGGGUCAGUGCCUGAGGACACUGUCUCCUGGCUCUGA